Molecule: messenger RNA, 1574 nt
Organism: Acaromyces ingoldii
Lineage: Eukaryota; Fungi; Basidiomycota; Exobasidiomycetes; Exobasidiales; Cryptobasidiaceae
Product: Brix-domain-containing protein
Exons: 2
Coding region: 73-1428 (451 amino acids)
Biological process (GO): maturation of LSU-rRNA from tricistronic rRNA transcript (SSU-rRNA, 5.8S rRNA, LSU-rRNA); ribosomal large subunit assembly
Cellular component (GO): nucleolus
Molecular function (GO): rRNA binding
Source: RefSeq, a predicted model, not a curated record
UGUCAAGAAGACAAGGGAACAGUCUCUUCACACCGCUGCAAAGACCACACACACUACCCUUUCGAAGCCAAGAUGAUAAGAGCCUCGAAACCGAGAAACGCAAGGUCGAAGCGAGCUUUGGAGAAGCGAGAGUCCAAGGAGCUUGAGUCGGCCAAAACGGCCAUCUUUGUCCGAGGUUCGCACACGUCCGAGGCAGUCUCUUGUGCUCUCAAAGAGCUGGCGGGCCUCAAGAAGCCGCACAGCAUCCCCUUCAGCAAGCGCAACGACGUCGCACCCUUUGAAGAUGCCUCCAGCAUCGAGUUCUGGGCUGCGAAGAACGAUGCGAGUUUAUUCGUGGUGGGCAACCAUCAGAAGAAGCGCAAGGACAACCUCACCUUUGUCAGGACCUUCGAUGGCCAGGUUCUUGACAUGUACGAGCUGGGCAUAACAAUGGCCAAGAGCCAUGAAGAGUUCAAGUCAAAGAGAUCACCCACCGUAGGAGCUCGACCUCUGUUCCACUUUUCGGGGCCUCACUUCUCCAAUGACCCGUCUUCGUCGCUCGUCGAGGGACAGAGAAAUAACAAUACAGCACUCGCUGCGUCGCAGAUGGCUUCGCCUGGCCUCUCUUCCUCCUUCCAGCACCUAAAGUCUCUCUUUCUUGACUUCUACCGCGGCGAGGAACUUCCACCUGGAUCAGGGCCAGGAAAACAGCCUGGCCAGGCAGGCGCUCAGGUUGCUCUCAAGGGCGGCCUCCAGCACAUCAUUUCAAUCACCGAGGCACCGGGUCCCGAAGAAGAGGGAAUAUCGGGCGUGAAUGGAACCAGUGCUGCGAUCGCACCGGACCUCGCAGCCUUGUAUGCGGCUGGCGCAGCCACCGCAUCGUCUGGCAGCGACAAGUCGAAGGCAAAUCUCGACUCGAGCGCGGCAGGCAGGACAAUUCAUUUCCGCGUCUACGCCGUCGUCGACGCGGGUGCAGCCAAGGGUGGUGCCGCUGAGCUCGAAGAAAUUGGACCUGCGUUCGACUUUGUUCUCCGGAGAAGGUUGCCGGGCGAUGUAGGCCGGUGGUCGGCGGCGCUGCGCCGGCCAAAACUGGCUGAGGAGAAGAACCGACAAGGAAAGGGCGAAAAGAAGAACAUCGAGACCGACGAGAUGGGCGACACGGUCGGCCGGAUUCACAUGGGCAAACAGGACCUGGACAAACUUCAGACACGAAAGAUGAAGGGACUCAAGAGGGCCAGGGCUGCAGCUGGUGCAGACGGAUCAGACGAAGACGAAGACGACGAUGAUGUAGCUGAUCUCAUGGGCGAUGAUGACGAUGAAUCACUCGACAUGGAGGACCUCACAGGCGGUGCAGACGACGACGAUGAUGAUGAUCACGACGAUGACGAUGAAGGAGAUGAGGAGGACGGGGAAGAAGGGGCGGCGCCCGAGAGGAAGAGGCGGCGCUGAUCGACAUUGUAUCCAACUUGUAAUCGUAGCCACCUCGUUUUCACUGUCUCGAUUUAACACAUCGCAUUUCCAACCAAUAGGACAAGAUAAUGUCUGUAGAUGAUUGAUCGCUCAGAUUCGAUCAAAUAGAUGAUGGUAAUGAGGGG